Thecamonas trahens ATCC 50062 is the source of this 1023-nucleotide messenger RNA. RefSeq lists its product as uncharacterized. The coding region runs from base 1 to 1023 and encodes 340 amino acids. Gene Ontology annotation, molecular function: protein binding. The record is from RefSeq and is a predicted model, not a curated record. NCBI's taxonomy places the organism in Eukaryota, Apusomonadida, Apusomonadidae. The transcript has 2 exons.
AUGGAACGAAAGUAUGCCAUCUGGGCGCUGUCUGAGCCUGAGCGGAUGGUGGUGGUGACACCGGCCAAGAUCGUCCACCUUGUCCUCAAGUCGGGCGUGCUGCGGACCGGGAGCAAGAUCAAGCCGCCGCAGGGCCUCACCCUGCGGCGAUCGCAUCUCGAGGCGGCCACACGGCGGCUAGUUGCCACCUCUGUCGAAACUCGCGAGGUCCUGGUCUACCGCCGCCGCGCCGCCGACCACUGGCACUCAUACGGCAUGGCCGGCCACUCGGCGCCGAUCACUGGCCUCAUGUCGUGCGACGGCGCGCUGCUCACCGCCUCUAACGGUGACUCGGCGGUCCGGCUCACCUCGAUGGCGACCGGCAAGGAAGUGCGGGCGUUUAGCUUUGGAGGGGCCAAGGUUCGUGCCCAUAUCAGCACUGAGCACGGUCUGAACGUUCUUGCCGACGCAACCCUCAUGCUCUACGACGUGCGCGCCCGCGAGGUCGCCGCCACGGCUGUCGGCCUCGACACCGCCCGACGCUUUGUCCGCUUUGGUGACACGAUCUUUGUCGGUGGAUCUGGUGCCAGCCAGCGGUUCGACGUCCGCAAGCUCAACACUCCUCUUGCCUCCAGCCCGCUGGCGCCUGUUCCCGCCGACGAGUACGGCACCGAUGUGGCUAACAUCAACCAGAUGCGGCUCUUCAAGGAUGUACUGGUCGUCCGCGACUCGCUCGGCCUGCUCCGGGUACUUGACGCGGCCUCUCUCACCGAGCUCUAUGCGGUCCGCACGCUGCAGUAUCACGACAAGGUCGACAUCCAGCACUUUGACAUCGACGCCCUCGGCCGCCUGCUGGUGGUCGACGGCACAGGCAUCGUCGCCCACUUGGCCUUUGACGAGAGCGUCCGGUCCGGCAGCACGUCGGCGCCCGCCGCCACCUGGCCGUCUGCCAGCGACUCGAGCUGCACCCAUCAGGCCUGGGCCAUUCCGACCUCGGGCCGCCCGGUCCAACAGGUCUUCCAGCGCCUCGUCACAACUAGCUAA